AUGGUCACCUACCUGACCACAUCGACAACUAGCCAGAAAGAUGGUGUGCCCCAAGGGGCAGCCGCCGCCAUGCAGCCAGCCUUUGUGUACGAUGCCCCGCUGUCCUCCUCAUCAUCGUCAUCGUCCUCGUCCUUGUCCUCGUCAACGUCAUCCUCUUCGUCGAUGUCCGGCCCACAACAGGGUGAAGCAUCAAAGAAAGUCAUCGGUUCCAGCGUGGUCACCUCCGUCUCCGUCGUUCUUAAUGGUAACGAGCCACAAUAUACCGAUGCGCUUGGCCAUAAGGUGCCCAAGCCGCAGCCCUCCUUACAGGUGGCCAGUCCCAUCGAUUUGCUUAAUCCGGAUCGCUACGAGUUCUACACCUUUGACGAGCAUGGCGAGCUGGUUAAACGCCUUAUGACUAUGCAGGAGAUCCAAAGUAUUGUGGCCAACGGUGAUGGUGAAGGACCCUCUAUCAUACACACAGCACCACUGAACGAACGGGAGCCAGAAAAGAAUGUCCAAGACAUUGUGAAUAGCGUACAGAGCGUAUUAAAUAAGGAGGUGGCUUCCUCAAAGAAUGGCUCCAGCUCUGGCGAGCUGCUGCCAGUGCUGGACACGCCUGAUGUCUCCUCAUCCUGGUCGCUCAUAUUGCCUGCUAUUUUCGGUAAUACAGGUGGUGAUAUUUUUCCCCAACAGAAACCGCAGCAAAUUGUUAUGACUCCAGAAUCAGAGCUGUUGGAGACAUCAACAAGGGCGGCGCCACCCACUCGAGCCACCAAAAAACCGAAACCCUCGAAGCGAAAGCCGGGUGCGGGUAAUAAGCGCAAGCCAAGCACCAGUACAAAGGCGCCCACUCGAGUGACCCCACAGGUGGUGCAGGAAGAACUGGAUCCCAUGGAAUCGGUCUAUACGGGCAUGCAGCAGUAUCAACAUUUAGCCGCAAACAUUCACGACUUUGACAUGCACAUGCAGCCCAUCUAUCAAAAACUGCCUAGCACCACAUCCAAGCCAGAGACAACCACUCGACGUGUUUUCUACAACAAUCAAGAGAUUAUACAAACUCCCUCCCACACAACAGCUGGUAGCAGCAGCACAACGACGGACAAAAUCGUCUUUAACCAACAAUUGGCCAAGAAACCACCACACAUUCAGCCCAAGCCAUCGGCACCACAUCGUGUAAAAAAGCCGAAUGGUGAUGGCACCACUAGCACCGCCCAUCCCACUGGCAGCAAACAUAAGGUAAAGAAGAAGACUACCACUACGACAACAACAACGACGACAACAACAACAACAACGACUACGACUCCAGCACCAACUACAACCACAACUACUACAACUACGCCCACGCCACCUACAGAGACGACAACGCCAGAGCAACAACCACAACCAACGGCAACAACCACAACAACGCCAGCGCCUCCACCGACUACGCCGAAAAAGAAAAAGCGCAAGCCAACUCGUACGCCAGGUGGUGUAACCGGCGGUUCCACCACAAUUGGAAAGCCAGGCAAGCCAAAACGUAAGCCAACACCAAAGCCAAAGCCAGCCCAGCAAUCGGUCGGUACCCAAAAGCCACGCCCACACCGUCCACAUAACAAAAAGCCUACUACGACAACGACUACAACAACAACUACCACCACUACCCAAGCACCAACAACUACGAGUACCACACCGCAGCCGGAGCCCACACAGCCGCCCGUAGAAAUUCCAGCCACGCCAGAACCAGAACCGGAACCAGUACCAGAACCAUCAACUACAACCACAACUACUGCACCACCUUCAGCCCGUCCUGUUGAACAUCACCAUCACAAGAAACCAUCCCCAUCUGCAGAUGAAUCGAGCUCGCUCCGUCCCACAACUCAUCAUCAUAACCGGAUACACGGAAAGCCUGUUCACACCACAACAACAACAACAACUGAAUCUUCCCCUGCAGAAGUUCCAUACAAACAGCACCACAAAAAGCCAAAUGGAAAACCCGUUCAUCACAAAACACCCGACUACACCAGUCACGUGGAUGUGGAAUUGAAACCGGAGAGCUAUGGAAUUAUUAAUGCGGUUCCAACUAGAACAACAACAACCACCACAACAACAACGACAACAGAGGCUCCUACCUACAGCGAUGUACCGCUCUACCCCGUUCCCAGUUAUGAUGCCGCUGCAAGCUUGCCAACAUUCUUUGCCGAACAGGAUAAGUCGCCGCUAAAAAAGACACCACUGCCAUCGCUGGCCCUCAUACAACAACAAUUGCAACAAAGCUCCCCUGCACCGCAACUAUCUCUGGAUCAAAUACACUCGGUGGACCAGAUAGUGCAAUCAUUGACUGAAGAUCAGUCCAGCAAUGUCAGUGAUAAGGUAACCACAAGUGAAGAACAAUCCGCUCAGCCUCCACCAAUAAAAUACGACAGCGUCGAAACUGCGCAAGAAUUGGAGGUAUUGGCUAACAAGAAAAAGAUAUCGACUCCGACGACCAGUAGCACCACGGAAGCCCCAGUCACAGUCCCAACGAGCGCAUCCACUUUUGUGACAUCCGACAAGCCAUUGGCAGUACAUUAUGGUGGCAGUACGUUGGCCACAAUGCUGGCCGAUGAUGAAGCAGGCAUUACACAGCGACCCAUUGAAUCCACGGAGUCGGCUAGCAUGGAGAAAGAAACCACUACGAGUAGCGAUGAGAGUGAACAGCCAACGCCUGUGGUUGUAAUUACAGCUAGGCCCCAAUAUUUCGCUAUAACAAAGCAACCGGAGCCGAUGUACACGAUGCCGCAGACCCAAAAAACGGACAAUGACGAACCCGAAACUACGGAGUUGCCUGGCAACACGCACUUCCUGGUCACCACGCCCAUGUACAUGGAGAACAAAGAAACUGAGACCACAACGCAAAAGCCCAGCAACGAUGCCUUGCAUGUGGUUAAGUUCGAACCCCUAUAUGCCGAGGUGCCAGAAGCUGUGGUCGCCGAGCUAAGCGAAGCGAGCACCGAAGUCGAGACAACUGACGCCACCACCACUGGUGGCUAUUUAGGAAUACACACCACAGUGCAACCUGCACGUCUUCCUGUAUCUGUCACCCCCUCGAUACUAGAUGAUGACGAGAGUACUGAGGUGACGCCACAAGUCGCCGACUUGUUGCCGCAACUAAACCUUGAAGUUCUCAAGCCAACGGAUCAGAUUUCCAUGUCAGAUUUCCAGACGCAGGCUGCCACAGUCGCAUCCACCUUGGUUGAUGGCACCAAUACCCUUACCUCUGAUGUCUUGAACUCCAACGAGACCAAGGAUGAAAUCGAGUUUCUGAUGUCCGACGUUAUUCAGCAAAUCACUAACGAUCACAAACAUCAACCGAAUUCACAAUAUAAGCCCGUAAUACAUAAUUACCAAGAUAAUUCAAAUCGCUUGACCAAUUAUGCCCAACUUAACACAUCCUUCCUACUGGACCCAAUCAAAAAAGUCAACACAGACUCUAAGGUAGAGAAUAAAACUCAGAAACAGGAAGAGCUUACAACAAUUAUACCCAGCUACGAAGAGCUCAUAAAACAGGAAUCCGCUUAUCUAGAAACACUGACGGAGUCAAGCACUCUGCAAACUGUGCCCGUGGAGACGACUACCUUCAGGAUACCCAUUUUAUCGCUAUCACAAAUUUAUGCGCAGCAGCAACAGGACGAAGAUGCAGCACAGCAAAUGUUUGAGCAGGAAAGAGUUGAAUUUGUACAAACAACAGAGGGGCACGAAGCUGACAAGGCAACUACAACACCAAACAAUACGGACGCAAUGCUGCAACAGCUAUCGCAAGAACUAGAAAGCAAGAGUGAAGAGAGCACCACGGCGGACAGUGUCAUGGAACAGUCUGAAGAAGAAACGAAACUGCCCUUUUAUGAGAAAACAGACAGCUACACAGAACACGGAGAAAGUGAUGAGGACCAAAUGCCCGAAAUGUUAACAAAUGGUUACAAUGAACAAGUGAUGGGCGAACUCAACGAAACGCCAACACCCACUAAGGCAGAUUAUACUGAGCAGACGCAACAAGUGGAGCAGUCCACGACCACAGAUGCAUAUCAGAGCGCCCAAGAACUGGCAACUACAGAGCAACCAGCCACUUUGGAAAAAAGUGAGGAGGAAGUUGAGGAUAAUGUCAAGAAACAAUCAUCUGCCUACGAGGACAGUGUAACCAAUGCGGCACAUUUGCAGCCACAGUACUCAGCACAGCCUGAACAGGCUACGGAAAUACCCGGGGAUAUGUCUAUUGUUUCCGGAGAGUCAGAAAUGUCAUUCAGCUCGGAGCAAGUAACCGAUAAAAUCGAACUAAGUACGGUCCGGUCAGAACUGGAUGACGAAGCCAUGGAGGAGAUUGUAGAUGAGCUUAUGGCUACGAUGUCAGCAGAGGAGGGCCUCACAAGUGCACAGGACCUGAGCACCGAGAAAUUGCAGCUGCCCGAUGAGGACCCCUAUGUGAAGUUGGGCGAGACAACAGCAAGUGUAGUUCCGGCAAGGCCUACCGAGUACAUCGAAAAAGACGACAACAAGAGCACACUCAAGUCAACCGAACUGGAAGAAUCCAUCGAGCAAUACAAAGUAACGUUGCCUGAGCCUCAAGAGAGUGUUGAACAAGUGCCGUUACAGCCACUAGCCAGCUAUGGCAACCAAUCAGUUGAGGAGGCAGAUGAGGAAGACCAGGAAGAUCAAACAGGUUAUCAGUUGCCCGUGCUGCUGCCAAGUAGCACUACCAGCAGCACCACUACCACAACCACCAGAAAGACAACCACAACGACUACAACCACGACAACGGCUAAGCCGAAUACUUCAACGACUACCACAACCAAACCAACAACAACAAAGCGCUUACAUACACUGAAACCUGUCUCUUACUAUGUGCAGCCCUCGUUGCUAGGCGGCUACAACCAAGUUGAGCCGCAACCCCUUAAAGCCCAGACCUACACUGCGAAUAGUACGCCACAGCGUCCCGUUCAGCGCCCAGCCUCAUUGACCAAUCUGAUGGCGAGCUCCACACAAGCCACCCGACCGCCCGUCAAAUUAGAGCCCAGCCCUGACAGUUCGCUGGGCUUGGAGGCGUCCACUGCAAGUCUCGACGAAGACGUUCGUUCAUUUGCGCGCCUCUGCAACGAACUGGCGUUCAGCUACUGGAAAGCAAUCACAUCUGAGAAAAUUAGUUCAGCACGCAGCUUGGUCAUCUCGCCAUUCGCACUGACCUCAAUGCUGUCGAUGGUGUUCCUGGGUGCACGGGGCAGCACAUCGGGCGAAAUGAACGAAAUACUCAAGCUCGACGACAUGGUUACUUUCAAUCCGCAUCUAAUAUUCAAGAACAUCACGAGUUCGGUGGAGCAGGCCAGCGACAGCGAAAUAGCAACAGCAGCCUUUGUCCGUGAGAUAUUCAGUGACCGCUCAAAUGGCAAAAUAUUGCCGUUCUUCAAGGAAAAAACUCAGCAGCUCUAUGCUGGACAUGUUGAGGAGGUUAACUUCCAUGUGGUCAAUGACAUUAUACGUCGUCGCACCAAUCUGCUGGUCAAGCGCCAUACCAUGGGCAAAGUACUCGAGUAUUUGCGCACGAAUAGCGUGUGGGUCAAUGGACCAUUAGCUACCAUAUCAGCUAAUCUCUUCCAGACCGACUGCUCGCGCGGCUCUACGCAGGAUCGAGAUGGUGAGAUGUUCUUCCAGGUUCAUCCAACGGUGCGACAACGAAGACUCGUGCCCAUACCGGCGGUUCUUUAUCGCAGUGGCUUUUUAGCGGGCUACGAACCAAAACUUGAUGCGACUAUUGUAGCCUUUGGACGCGCUCAGGAGUCGGUGAGCAGCAUUUACGUCAUGCCUGGGCAUCAGAGCUCAGUAUCUCCCACAGACAAUUUGGAUCGCCUGGAACGUAAUCUCAUGAGCUUGGCUUUUACGGAGAACGCCUGGAGCAAUCUGCUGACCGCCCUAAUGGAUCGUCCAGGAAUGGAGGUGCAACUGCCACGCUUCUCGCAUCGUUCCUUUGUUAACGCUUCACUUGGGCUUCAAAAAAUGGGCCUACGUGGUCUCUUCAAGUCUGACUUUGCCGACUUACGUGGAUUAACGGGCGCUGGCAAUCGUGACAUUUUCCUUUCAGACAUGAUUCAGAUAAAUACGUUUAGCACCUGUGGUGAGGAAAAAAUAUCCGACCACCACCAUGUGGAGAUGUAUCCGGCGCCGCCGCUGCGCAAACGCAACAAGGAUGUAGAUGCCACAGACGACGAUGCCUACGAUUCAUCCGAAGCCAUCAUCGACUUCGGCUCACUGGUCCAGGAGUCCGCACUAGGUCGUGGCUUCUACGACGAUCUGCUCGAUCCCAAGUAUUUGGAGCUGCCGUUGCCUUUGCGCCCCCGACAGGCUCGAGUUCCCGACGCGCCACGACUGCGCUUCGACAAACCCUUCCUUUACUUUGUGCGCCACAAUCCGACGGGCAUGAUACUCUUCAUGGGUCGCUUCAAUCCCCGACUGCUGCCAUGA
Molecule: messenger RNA, 6447 nt
Organism: Scaptodrosophila lebanonensis
Lineage: Eukaryota; Metazoa; Arthropoda; Insecta; Diptera; Drosophilidae
Product: flocculation protein FLO11
Exons: 5
Coding region: 1-6447 (2148 amino acids)
Molecular function (GO): serine-type endopeptidase inhibitor activity
Source: RefSeq, a predicted model, not a curated record